This is a messenger RNA of Purpureocillium lilacinum, 987 nucleotides long. RefSeq lists its product as uncharacterized. NCBI's taxonomy places the organism in Eukaryota, Fungi, Ascomycota, Sordariomycetes, Hypocreales, Ophiocordycipitaceae. The record is from RefSeq and is a predicted model, not a curated record.
AUGUCUCAAUUACCGACACUGGUGUUCGUCCCGGGCGCCUGGCACAAGCCCGCGUGCUACGACAAGAUCAUUGCGCUGCUGCGAGAGAGGCACAGGUUGAAGUGCAUCGCCAUCACCCUGCCGUCUACGACGGGCGACCCAAACGCAACAUUUAAAGAUGACCUCGAUGCCGCGCGCGGGGCCAUCUCUGGCGAGACGACGCAGGGGCGCGACGUGGUCGUCAUUGCCCAUUCCUACGGCGGCAUGGUCGGCAACAGCGCCGUUAAGGGCUUCGCGCGGUCACAAGAUGCGGCCGACGCAAGCACAAGCAGCAGCAGCAGCAGCUCAACCGACGGGCACGUCAUCGGCAUCAUCCUCAUAGCCUCCGGCUUCACCUUCACGGGGGUCGCCUUCAUGGACCCGUUCCUGGGCCGCCCCCCGCCUGCGUGGCGCGUCAACAGCGCGACGGGGUUCGCCGAGCUCGUCGCCGACCCGCGCGACUUCUUCUACCACGACCUUCCCGCCGAGGAGGCCGAGCACUGGGCCGCGCAGCUCACGCCGCAGAGCCUCAAGGCGCUGUUCGAGGGCGGCGAGCAUGCGUACGCCGGGUGGCAGGACGUGCCGGCCUGGCUGAUCGGCACGACGGAGGACCGCGGGCUGCCGCUGGUGGUGCAGCGGAUGCAGGUCGGCAUGGCGCGGGAGAUGGGCGCGCGCGUCGAGCACCGGGAGCUAGCGACGAGCCACUCGCCGUUUCUGAGCAGGCCCGAGGAGACGACGAGGCUGGUGGUUGAGGCGGUGGAGGCGUUUGCGGGAACGUCCGUCGAGGGUGCUACACCAGUCGAUGAGGCGACGGAGGGGAGGUUGAGGGCUCAAGAGGCCCUUCCGGUGCCUAGGCUUUGGCGGCCCCUGACGUGGUUCCGGUUUGGCCUGCCGUUGGUGUUUGGCCACAUGAUUGGGAGAUCUAUCCUCAUCUUUACCUGGGGACGGAGGCUGUGGAGGUCGAGGUAG